UCAUGGAACUAAACCCUAACAAACCCCCAAAAUCACAGACAAUGGAGGGAAACGAGGUCUCUUCAAAUCUCUCCGCCUUCUUAAACUCCGGAAUCUAUCAUCUCGAUGGAUCCAACGUCGUCUUCGUGGAUCCAGUUCGGAUCCUUAACGGAUGCUACACCCGCUUUAGGCUCUCUGGCUCCGCUUACUAUUCUCGUAGCUUCAAAUCCAACAUUAAAGCGCAAGCAGUCGAAGAUGCGAUUGAUUCCUCCAAUUCGAAAAAGAAAAAGAGGAAAAGAAAGAGGAAUUCUUGUAGAGUUCUGAACGAAAGGGAAACUGCUGCAGAGAAUCGUCAUCAGGGAGUUAGGCCAUUGUUGUUGAAUGCACACAAUGCACUACUUGAAGUUACAGAUCUCUUGAGAUUUCUUCCUAAUAUUAUGAAGGGCGAGGAAGAUUCAUUUUGUGAUAUGAGAGGAGAAGAACAAAAUUUUAUGGACCUUGCUAGCCAUUCACAGUCUUCCCAUUAUGAGAUAUGUCUUUGUUCUGGCUCGAGAGAUACAAAGGAAGAAGGAGAAGGUUCAUUGCAUGACUACGGAAGAACUGUUCCGUUAUUUUCUAACUUAAUCAGUAAUCAUUUAACUGAUGAAAUCGAGUGUGAAUUCCUCAGCAGGCGGUACAUUGUACCCUGCAGAAGCUGCUUUUACACGUCUGACUUGAGGCAAGUUCGUGACCUCAUUCCAGCUCAAUCAGAUCUUGGCUUUAACCUUAUUGUCAUUGACCCACCAUGGGAGAAUGGAAGCGUUCAUCAAAAAGCAAUGUACCCCACUUUACCUAACCGUUAUUUUCUGUACCUUCCUGUUAAAGAACUUGCCCAUUCAGAAGGAGCCCUAGUGGCUUUAUGGAUGACUAACAGGGAAAAGCAUCGCAUCUUUGUUGAGAAAGAACUCUUUCCUGCUUGGGGAGUCGCACAUGUUACUGUCUUGUACUGGCUGAAGGUAAAACCAGAUGGGUCCCUAAUUGGAGAACUGGACUUGUUUCAUCAUAGACCAUAUGAAAGUCUUCUUGUUGGGUAUGUUAAUACAAAGACUGCUGAUUUGGAAGACCCACCACCCGCGUUUAGAUAUCUGCAGAACAAUCAAGUCUUCAUUAGCAUCCCUGGUGCUUAUUCAAGGAAGCCUCCGUUGGGAAAAUUAAUAGGGGAUCACAUUCCCGGCCCCAAGCCUGCAAAGUGUCUCGAGCUUUUUGCUAGAGAACUGGUAGCUGGAUGGACUUCUUGGGGGAAUGAACCACUUCGGUUUCAAGAUGCAAAAUACUUCACAGAAAAGUAAUUGAUAAUGGUGCCACAUGAUCAUUUCAUCUCGUAUUAUGACUCAAUCAUGUGAAUUAUGCUGGGGAAUUAGCAUCAAUGUCAUUUGUAUCCAUAUGGAUAUUCCAUAACCAAAAUGGAGCUUUGGCCGAUAUAGAGGAGAUUUUGCUAUUUUGGGAAGUUUCAAGUUUUUGGGAGUAUGUCAAGAUUGCAUCAUGAUUGAUUUGGUCAAUCCUGUGAAGCCAAAUGAGGUCUGGUCUGAAAUAAAUGUUGGUGUCAAUGGGGUUGGUGGGGGUGGGGAUGUUGGUAGAUAUCAUUUAUAAGAGGUAUUCAUGCAAUAUCUUCACACAAGCUUCAAAUGAGUUUUAUUGUGCAUGUGGUUAUAUGCAGUUGUAAUCAGAUCAAACUUCGAACAUCUGAGGAACGUUAUUACUUAUCACUCGGAAACUGUCGGUAUAUCUCAUUAGCACUUCUCUCA
Asparagus officinalis (garden asparagus) is the source of this 1763-nucleotide messenger RNA. RefSeq names its product methyltransferase-like protein 2. Lineage: Eukaryota; Viridiplantae; Streptophyta; Magnoliopsida; Asparagales; Asparagaceae. Bases 3 to 1307 code for a protein of 434 amino acids. The record is from RefSeq and is a predicted model, not a curated record. Gene Ontology annotation, molecular function: methyltransferase activity. The transcript has 10 exons. Gene Ontology annotation, cellular component: RNA N6-methyladenosine methyltransferase complex; nucleus.